Penicillium concentricum is the source of this 927-nucleotide messenger RNA. RefSeq lists its product as uncharacterized. The transcript is spliced from 4 exons. NCBI's taxonomy places the organism in Eukaryota, Fungi, Ascomycota, Eurotiomycetes, Eurotiales, Aspergillaceae. The coding region runs from base 1 to 927 and encodes 308 amino acids. The record is from RefSeq and is a predicted model, not a curated record.
AUGCCGAGCAGGCCUUUUAUUGAGCUCACAAAUAUUGUUUCUGCGGGGAUGAUGGUCCUUGGCAGUCCCGACUACCUGGUCACAGACCAUCUAAUCGUGUACUUUUGGAUGGUGGCGACAUUCCCGUGGCCCCCCAUCGUGCUUUACCACAUAAUUGAGGUUAUGGGUCCAAAUUAUGUACGGCCUUGUUUGUGCUUGACCCGAUCCUCGUAUUCAUUAUUCUCAGAGCUUGACCUUCGUUGCCUAUAUCCUGAUCCCACCUCAUCAUUCUCCAUAUUCUUCUUGCCUCUCUUCCAUCCAAAUCUUGUGGAGUUAUACUUCACGGUUUCAGCUCCACGGUUUCUUUACUCCCAUUACUUCUCAAUUGGAUUGAAGCAGAUCAUUAAGCUUGAGCCCCUUUUAUACCAACAAGUGAUCCAGCACAACUCGUCUAUCCCCAAGCACCAUACCAUCCCACAACGAAAAUGGCCGGUCACUACUCCCCCAACGGCCGCCCAACCCGGAUUUCCCUUCACAAUUCCAGUAGUCAUUGCUGUGAACCCAAUCGGGACGCCAGCUCAGAAUGUGCAGCACCUUGUCGUGAGCGCCUCCCUCCGCGAUGAAGCUGGGACAGGAGCAGCCGUUGGCCUAAGCGGUAAUCUCACGGCAAGCGUGCGGAGCCGAACCGACAACUCAAUGAGCGGAUAUGCAAAACUCAGCCCGCUCACUAUCUCGCAGCCAGGCAAGUUUCGGCUGCGGGUGAUGCUUAGCGCAGCUUCCUACAACGGUGUUGUAACGAAGGAGUAUGCUGAUUCGACGGUCAUCCAUGUGCACGCCGGUGCGGCUGCCCAACGGCCAACUCCCACUCAGGUGGCACGACUCCAGCGGCUUACGACCGAAAAUCUGGAUAUAUCUGCAGCGGAUAUCGCCGCAUGGCAGCGUGCCUGA